Messenger RNA from Vitis vinifera (wine grape), 3512 nucleotides. Its product is annotated as E3 ubiquitin-protein ligase RMA1H1-like. Gene Ontology annotation, molecular function: ubiquitin-like protein conjugating enzyme binding; metal ion binding; ubiquitin protein ligase activity. NCBI's taxonomy places the organism in Eukaryota, Viridiplantae, Streptophyta, Magnoliopsida, Vitales, Vitaceae. The coding region runs from base 2644 to 3366 and encodes 240 amino acids. Gene Ontology annotation, cellular component: endoplasmic reticulum. Gene Ontology annotation, biological process: ubiquitin-dependent protein catabolic process. The transcript has 2 exons. The record is from RefSeq and is a predicted model, not a curated record.
CCCCCUCACGAGAGAACCGCUCUCUGCCAUUCUCUCUAUUUCUCUGUUCCUUCGUUGGCCCAAUCAGACUCCCCAUUGGAGUUUCUCCGCAGCUCUGAGAGCAUCUUCUGCGUACCUACACUUCUGAAGCAUCUGAUCGGCGCAGGGGCAUCGCUACUCGAUUUGAAAGGAAUUCUGGGAAUCACACCAAGGAGAUGGUAUUAGGAGGUUUUUUCUUUUUCUCAGCCUUUUGGCUUGGCUCUUGCUGUAGAGUAUUCGUGCGGCCUCUGGUCAAACCCUAUUUUUUUGGGGGUUGGGGGAAGUGAUUGGUACAGUGGUCUGAUUUCAUGGCAAAUACAUUCUCGUCUUCGUGUCGGUGGGGUUAUCUGUUCACAUGAUAACCAUGGUCUCAUUUUAAGUGGAGUUUUAGGCCCCAUGAAUGCCGGACAGAAAGAAGAGCGGUUUCAGUCGGAGAAGAUAAAUUAGCCGGAAGAAACAACGAAGAAAAGGAAGUAUGGUUUUGUGUUUGUUCUCCGUCUUGACCUUGUACGAGUAUAUCAAGGCUUCAUCUGGAUCUCCUGUAAUAACAUGGUAAAGAAGGGGAAAUGCUAAAGUUUGCUUCGAAGUAGGUUCCUUUCUCAAGCUGACUUUGACAUUUCCUUCGUUUGUUGGGAGAUUCAGACGAAGCCUCAUAAACCAAAUUGGGUUUCAUGCUCAGAGGAUUUUAUGACAUUUCGAUCCUUCAGAUGAAGGAAAUAUUGCUUUUUCCUCAAGAAAAGUGAAAAGAAAAGAGAAAAAAAUAAAUAAAUAAAUUUGCUGCGGUUUCUUGAUUUUGUCCGCUUUCAUGGAAUUUCCUAGUUUCUUCCUCCUUUUGUUCCCAUUAGAAAACAAUAAAGGUUGUGGCGGCCCCUUUAGCUAAAACAGAUCUGUAGAUUAGGCAGCUGAGGAGCAAGUGCCAAAUUUUGUGUGCAUUAAUGUUUUCUAACUGCUGUUCUUUUUCCGGUUUGGAUUUCCAUUAAAUGCUGAAUGAUGAAUGAAUAGAGGGAGGGUCCCAGAAGGAUCCGCUGCUAGGUAAAGCAUCCACAAGGGACUGGAACAGAAAAGUAUUUCUUCUUCAUUUGGUUUGUUCAUCCUUUUUCUCCUUCAAUUUAAUUUGUAGGUGUUGUGUCUUAUGUCUGUUACCAGUCACCAGAUGGGUGGGUGGAAGUGAUGAACUGAAUUGCAGGAUUUUCUAAAAUUACCCGCAUGUAGUUAGGCCAGCAUUCAAUGAUCCGAUACUAUAUUUUUAGAAAUUGUGCAAUUGGAAAGGAUGAUUGUAGGAACACCAGUUUACAAACGCAACUGGGUUGCUGUGCCUUUGUAAAGAUUCAAAAACCCAGUUGUGAAGGGGCAAAGGUGCCAUUGCUCUUAGGUGGCUGCUCGCAAACUUAAAAAGAAAAUGAGAGCAACAAAGAUUUGUGAAACACUUCAGCUUCCAAAAUGGGAUUUUCCUCUUCUAACUCUGCAUGUUUCUAUUGACUGAAAAUUCUUCCAUUCAAGCUAUCUUCUUAACCUGCUGCCAUUAAUCUGAUUCCAUCACUGUGUGAACUAAAAGCUCUCAACAAUAAGUCCUAGUUUGAAUUUAAUGUAACACUGAGAUAAAUAUAGCCAGUUAUUAGUUUUCUAACCAUAAUUUUCUCUUAAUUGAAAACAUAGGUUAUUUUUCUUCCUUGGUGAGAUCAAAAGCUAUUGCUAUCUCCUUUCCUUCAAUUCCCAUUAAAUGAUCAAAACCAUAAACAAUGAGGUAGUAGAAGUUAGUAGUGAUUAAUGGUUUGGAAGUAAUUGGAUUUUUUUUUUUCAAUCAUGCAGAAGUUAUGACUUGAAUUUAAGAAAUGAUGUAUCCAAUUUUUUAGAAGAUAUUCUAUUUCCAUGUAAUGCCCCACUUUGUCAAUAAGUGGUUGAAAUUGGUUGGAAGCUUUUUAAUACUUCAGCAUCCUCAGUCUGUCAAAAUAUUGGGUAUUAAGGCACCUUCACCAGUAUGUUAGGCCUUCAAUUCCAUAUCUUGUAAGGCACCUAAUUUAGCCAUACUUAUGACACGGUUGGUCCAGCUUAUAAGGAUAUGGAUAAUGCUGAUUCGAAAGUUUUAAUGGUCCUCUUGGUUUAAAUUGCUGAAAAGAAGAAAAGGAAAAGAAUUUCUAAGGGGAACAGGCCAACAUGUAUUAUAGGCUUCUGAUAGAUGACCUCUCAUCCUUUUUUAUUGUCUAUCUAGUUCUAAUUCAUGAUACCGAUGUUGUGGUCCCUUCAAUUAUUUUUCUUUAUUUAACCACUUGGUAGAUGAGAUGCAUUUUCUUUUAGCCCCUAUGUCUUGGAUCACUAUCGGGUUGGUUUAUUCUGGGUUCCCAAUUUUCAAUCUGGAAUCUUUGGUGAAUCGUUAUCAUGUGUUUUGUGCAUAUUUGAUUAUUUGAAAGGAUCUGAUGCAUAUAAACAUUUUGGUUUUAGCUAGACUUUUGUUGGAAGGUUAACCAUAUUCAAAUAAUGGGUGGUUUUGUUUUAAGUCUCGUAGUUAUAAAACGUACUCAAGUCAAGAAACCUGGUUAUUAAUGCUUCGCUCUUAUCUUUCUUUUUUCCUUGAUUAUUUUUCAGGGUUAAGAAUUGGUUGGCUUGAAGAAAUUGUGAGACAGAUCCAUGGCCAUCGAGCAAUACUUCGCCCAUGACUGGAGAUCUGUAUCUGCUGCAGCAACUGAAGCUGAAAAUCUUAAUGAUAGCUUUGAAUGCAAUAUCUGCUUUGAUUCUGCAAGAGACCCAGUGGUCACUUUGUGUGGCCACCUCUAUUGUUGGCCAUGCGUCUACAAGUGGUUCCAUGUCCAGAGUGCCUCCCUCGCAUCUGAUGAGCACCCACAAUGCCCAGUUUGCAAAGCGGAAAUAUCUCACACUACCCUUGUCCCCCUCUAUGGUCGGGGCCAAACCCCAAGUGAAACUGAGCUAGAGGGCAAGACACACUGCUUUGGCAUGGCCAUACCCCCCAGACCGCCAGCUUGCGGAACCCAAGCGCUGAUAAAUGCUACAUCCCACAAUGGUCAGCAACUUCAAUACCGUAAUCCAUAUCAAAACCAGCAAUAUGAUCCUCAUCCAUACAACGAUUAUGAACAUGACUCUCCAUCAUCAUUGUUCAACAUGGGAGGGAGCACAGCAACAAGUUUCUUCCAUCCGGUGGGCAUGUUUGGGGAAAUGGUUUAUGCCAGGGUGUUUGGCAAUUCAGAGAGCUUAUAUGCAUAUCCAAACUCAUAUCACCUAACAGGAAGCAGUACCCCCAGGUUGAGAAGGCAAGAGAUGCAAGCUGACAAGUCACUGAACAGAAUUUCAAUAUUCCUCUUCUGUUGCUUUCUUCUGUGCCUUGCCCUGUUUUAAUUAUAGUUAGCUGUACGCCCUUGCCCUUUUUGUAUACUUUGUAAAUCGGUUAUGAAUCGUAAGCUUACCAACUGGACUAUGCAUGGAACGCAUGGGGAAGAUGAGAUGACAGAUGAAAAUAUUUUAAACAUCCUCUCUUACAGUUA